Messenger RNA from Rhagoletis zephyria (snowberry fruit fly), 657 nucleotides. RefSeq names its product inactive pancreatic lipase-related protein 1-like. NCBI's taxonomy places the organism in Eukaryota, Metazoa, Arthropoda, Insecta, Diptera, Tephritidae. The record is from RefSeq and is a predicted model, not a curated record. Gene Ontology annotation, biological process: lipid catabolic process. Gene Ontology annotation, molecular function: lipase activity.
AUGGGCGCCGCCGGGCGGAACUCCAAGGCGCUGGACCGGAUCACCGGCCUGGACCCGGCGGGCGUCGGUUUCCAGGACAGCAACGUCGACAAGCGGCUGAACCGCCUGGACGCCACCCUGGUCGAUGUCAUCCACACCGACGGCAUGGACCUCCCUUACUUUGGCACACUGGUUCCAAUGGGCCUGGUCGACUUCUACCCGAACUACGGCUGGAACCAGCCCAGCAAGGACCGCUCUCGCAGCGAGAAACCGGACCUGGAGAUGGACGCGAAGCACCACAAGGUGGCGCAGCCCUCGCCCUACGGCGGCUACAUCAGCGACUCGCACGGCCGGGCGAUUGACUUUUUCCUCUGGUCGGUGGGCCACCGGGGCGCCUUCCGCACCCACCUGAAGUUGGAUGGCGAGCCGGACGUCGAGUCGGCAGUGCACCGCAUCAUCACCACCGGCGUCAAUGGGCGGGAGGAGGUCACCGCCGAGAUGGGUUACUUUUGUGACCGUUUCAUGGAUGAGCAGCUGGCGGAGAAGGCACAGAAGCAGCAGCAGCAGGGAGGACCACAGGCCUCUUUUGCCAAGCCCCGCAGCGACGAUUUCACCAAGUAUGACACCUUCUCAGGCUGCUUCUACGUGCACACCAACGGCACCAGCCCGUGGUCGUGA